This is a messenger RNA of Platichthys flesus (European flounder), 5643 nucleotides long. RefSeq lists its product as uncharacterized. Lineage: Eukaryota; Metazoa; Chordata; Actinopteri; Pleuronectiformes; Pleuronectidae. The transcript has 14 exons. The coding region runs from base 564 to 4952 and encodes 1462 amino acids. The record is from RefSeq and is a predicted model, not a curated record.
GUCUAUUCGCGUCCAAUCACGUCUCCGGAUCUCCAGCUUCUAACGGUCAAUCAGUGAGCGCUAUCUCCCGAAAUCGUCGCGCCGUCGAAUCACUUCGCGCAGUCUCUGCAAUUCGACAGCAAAUCAGUGGGUCCGUUCUCCCAGUUUUAUCUGACGUCGCCCCAAAAGAGACGCGUUCAGUUCAGCCAAUGACAAUGGGCGUCUUCACCGAGCGGCGCAUCCACCGGUGCCCUCCCCCCACCUUCCGCCGCUUGACUUUUUAUUUGACACCUUCUGAACUCCGACACUCUGAGGAUUUACACUCGAAAGGUAAGAUGUCGCCACUGCCAUUUCACUUAGUCAGACUGCUUGUACGCUUAUUUAUUACACCGAGAAACGGCUAUUACACCGUGUAUAACACGCCGUUCAUUCAUUCAUUCGCUGUUGAUAUCGCUAUAGUCAUUUCACUUAGUCAGACUGCUAACUUGUUAGCACAUUUACACGACAAAGGGGUAUGACGCUGGGUUUGACUUUUUAUUUGACACCUUCUGAACUCCGACACUCUGAGGAUUUACACUCGAAAGAUGGCUUCCAAAGACAAAAAACACAGAGCUAUGGGUGAUGAGGAGUGGAUGUCCCGUCUGCGAAGGUUUGCUGCUGUCGGGGUCUGGCCUGCUGAUGCAGGAAACCGGCCGGCACCACGCCAGAAAAAGUGGCACGAUCUGUUUCUGAAGAUUGAGAAAUGCCCAAUGCAGCUCAGGGGUCAAAGGUCGCUGUUUGGAGGGACACAGACAUGUAACUGUGGCUUCCAUAUAAAGAAGCCAUCAGUCUCUGUGUCCUCUUCGGUGACACCACAACCAGGACCCUCGUCUGGAUCCCCCUCCAUCACACCCUCGUCUGGAUCCCCCUCCAUCACACCUGGGCAACCACCACGCAAGCCCACUUUGACUUUGGCCUCAUUCACAAAACCACGGUUCGGUGGAUCGCAUGGUGCCCAUGCAAAGCCAAACUUGGCUUCAGCUGGGCAGCGUCGAAUCAAGACCACAACUGACACCCCGUCACCUGGCCACAGUCCCAGGCACUAUAUUCAGACUGUCUCUCCUCUGUCUCUUCCACCCUCUACCGUGUCGACAACCACCUCAGCUUCCUGUGUCACAUCGGCUGCUACUGGAGCUACAGUGUCAACUGCCAUAUCCUUGGAAACCUCCUCUGCUCCUCCGGCCCCUGUGGACUCUGUGUCCUAUGCCUGUGUUUCCUCUGCUGCAACCUCUGUGGCUGGUCCCUCGGCACAUCCUACCCCUGAUGCUGAGCCAUUGGCGGCGCAUAUGAUGUCUGCUGCUGCUGUUGCUGCUUCACAGCCUGGCUGGCUGCCUGCAAAGCUGAGGACAACUAUACCACCUCAGGACCAGAAAUGGAUAGCAGCAGCUCUGUGGAAGAACAAACGUUUGCGCUCCGACCUGAUGCUGUGGUAUAAUCCACCAUUACCAGCCAUCAUUUAUCACCAGGUCCCCGCUCCAGAGCGCUUUUUUACCCACCGGCUUCUCGUAUGGAUGCCGUACCACCUGUGGAAGGUGAGGCUGUCCUGUCCUGCCUGUCACAAACAACUCACAGGCUAUGGAGCCCACAAGAGAGCCCGCAGGGUUCUGGAUGUGGACAAUUACUACCUUAUGAUUACUGAGACACUGUGGUGCAAUGCAUGCAAGAUCGCCUACAUUUCCAGCAGCAAAACAAUAUUGGACCAGCUGGAGAUGCCGAUCAGGAUGGAGUUCACACCGAUCCUGACUCAAAGAUAUGCGUGUGACAUAAGGGUCAUUGUCUCUCUGAGGGAUAGGACCCAGGGUAACAGCCCCUCCCGAUUGGUCAGGCAGCUGAGGGAGAACCACAGUCGGGAGUGGAUUCGAUAUCUCAUCCGGUACUGUUCUAAAUGCAUACACUUUGCAGACCGGCAAUCCCUGCUCCCUGUCUUGUUCCAGGAGGUGCCAGAGCCGUCAGUUAUCCCCUCUCACAGGUGGAUGCUUACUGUUUAUGGCAGAGACAUUUUGAACAGGCUGGACCACAUCAAAGCGAGCAUUACUUGCACUUUUGGAAGUGUCCUAAAAAUGGACUCCACCAAAAAGAUCACCAAGAAGCUGUCAGGCUUUGCUAAGGGGACUGCCUUGUGGCUAACAUCUGUUAGCAAUGAGGUGGGCCAAAUCCUUAUCAGUGUCCUGACUGCUCAGGAGGGUCCAGCUCUGGACAACAUGGCAGCUGGUCUCAUCCACAGAUACAGCACUGCUGGUGUGGCCCCUCCAAAGCUACUGUACGUUGACACUGAAUGUUGUCGGGAGGGCUUGGUACAGACCAAAUUAAAACUGCGAUUUGGAGGGUGGCCAGACCUCAUUGUGAGGCUGGACAUUUACCACUUUAUGAGGCGGCUGGCAUCUGGCUGUACGAAGGAUGCUCAUCCCCUCUACCCCACCUUCAUGGCCAAAUUGUCCAGCUGCAUCUUUGAGUGGGACAGCAGAGACGUUGCAUUGCUGCGGCGAGCCAAGCGUGCCGAGCUGGUACAGGAAGGUGUACCGGGCAUUACCGACCGAAUGGUAGACCUCCACAUCACCAAGGCCGAACUGUCCAAGCACUGCAGAAGGCAGACAAGGGGAGAGCAGACGACAAUCACCUUGCUGGAAAGCCUGCUCGAUGAGCUGAUGGGGCCGAAGGGCAGCGACAAUCUUGGUGUCCCUCUGCUGGACAUGGAGAGGAUGAAGCACAUCUGGCGUGUCCAGAGGAAGCAUGUAAAGUGCAUUCAGGAUGUACCGGGUGUGCUUCUCUAUACCCAGACGGGCACCACCACCAAAGAGGGCAUUGUUCUGCCUAACUACAGGUGUGCUCGAGGGUCCACAUCCCUUGAGUCCUUCCACUUACAUGUGAACAGGUUCAUUCCAGGGACGAGUGCAAACAGCCUUAACUUCCAGCUGUACCUCCUGGAAGGACUUAAUCGAUGGAACCAGGACCGUCAAACUGCAUCCCUGGCAGCCAAUCCUUCCAGCCUGCUCAGUUACUCAGGGGACCUUGUUCACUGUGCCAACACCAUGUGUCUCAAGGUGCUUGGAAGGAAAGCUGUGCCCUCUUUUCAGCCCCCUGCUGUUUACACUGGGGAGCUAAUAGGUAUUGAUUACCUCUUCCGUCAGACUGGAAGGCCCCUGCAGGAUAUACAGCCUGACUCAGAGGAGGCCGAGCAGAUGCUGGAGGAUGUCUGCACUGAGGAACAGGGAGAUGAGGGCUUUGAGGAUGCUGUGUAUGACCCAACCGUUGAGCGGCUGGACCUGUCCUCAGAUCCGUCACCUACCAGCUCUUCAACUCCCUCUUCUCUCCACUCUACUGCUUCUCCUCCAAGGCCUGGAUGUAGCUCCACUGCAGCAGCAUCUGAGCAUCAUGUGAUUGAGUAUGAGGACACAGACAUGCCCCCUGUCCCAUCCGCCCCUCCUGCUGGUUCUCUUCUUUUAAGUUCCACCAGCCUUUCUGCGACUACUUCUCCUGCUGCAAGAAAUACUUCUGUAGCGCGACGGGCUUUGGAUUUUCUGCCCAGGGAGUUGCCUGGCCCAUCAGCCGUCACCGCCAGCUCAGCCUCCAUGCUUCCUCUUCCCACCACCCUCUCGCCCUCUGUCCCUACAGCCACAGUUUCCUCUGCAUCACAGCACACCACCCCAGCAGCACCUGCGCAACAUCUGGCAGUGGAUGAGCGUUGUAUUCCUGGAAUGGACCUCGUGGAUUGCCUGGCUGACUACUUGGUGGGGCUAAGACUUGAAACUGGCCUAACCCUCACCAACCUGCAGGCCAGUACAAUUAUAGCCCUGUGGCAGAACCUCCUGCCAUAUGAUCGCCAGCGGGUGGAGUAUGCUGCACGGCACAAGACUCGCCUGAUAACAGGACGCUUCAGGUGCUCCAAACAGAGGGCUGAAUUCACACCAGGUGUGGAGAGCACGACACGCUGUGUCUUAGGGUCAACAGGAUCCCCUGCACAGUGGCCAGACUGUUGUCGCCUGGUAGAGUCCAUCUUUAUCAAACUGUGCCGCCUCUAUAAGAGCCCUAAAAAACAGGGCUCUCAGGUUCUGACAAGAUGGACUCUCAUCAUGAACGAUUAUAUAAAAAUCAGGGAGCUGGUCCUAGGUAAUGGUGUGGUGAUGCAGGCUACUACACUGCAAUUGUUUGAGGUCAAUCAAACAACCCUCAUUCAGUGGCACAACAAGCGCCUGAAGAGGCAGGAUUGUAGUAUUCUGCUGCAAGGGGUUAAUUUGCCUCCCGCUAUCCCCAUUGCUCCGGUGCCUCUGCCACCUAUGCAGUCACGCCCCACUGCUGCACCCCCACAUCCUGGCCCCUACCAUCAAUACCACUUGCCAGAGAGUACAGUAGGAAAGGCAGUGGACAAGAGAAAAUCUGUUCGUCCAGCCCCACCAGUCUACUUGCCUCCAGCUAUUCAUGUUGCUCCUGUGCCUCUCCCACCAGUGCAGUCACGCCCCACUGCUGCACCCCCACAGCUUGGCCCCCAGCAUCGAUUCCACUUGCCACACACUUCUGCAAGAAAGGCAGCGGACAAGAGAACGUCUGCUCUUCCAGCCGAACACCCUCAUCCGCCAAAGGCUGUCUGCCCAGGAUUGCCUUCUCUUGUCACACAGCAGACACAUCCGCAUAGCUCUGCCCCUAUGCCUGUUGUACCCCCACCCAUCCCACCCUGUGGUACAUUCGUUUUUUUGCCCCCACAAGUCCCUGCACUGAGGUUGCUUGCUCCCGCUGGCCCCCUCCCGCCCCCAUCUCCUGCCCGAAGAAAGUACAUUCGGACAACAGAAACAAUAAAAUGCGGUCAGUGUCAUCAGCCCCGGGUUCAGGAAAAUGGCCAUCGCCAAUAUUAUGGCUCUGUAUACUGUCCUGUUACAACUGGCAUGCCACAUGACCAGUGGCUGGAGGACAUGCGGAGGAAGAGGGGGGCAAAGAAAUGAUGCCAUUCUGUAAAUAGUGUAAAUAAUGUAUGUAUAUAGUUUUAAAAGACAGUGUUAUUGCGACAGUCAAGUACUUUUUAUCCUCUAUUGCUUAUUGGUUUUCUCUUUUUUUGUAUGUUUAUUAGCCAAUACAUGAGGAUCUCUUUCAUUCUUUGUAUUUUCAUUGUGUUUUUAUUACCUCCAACAAAGACGUAAUUUUUCACUCUUGUCUGUAUCUUGGUCCAUUUAUUUCAUUCAUUCAAUCGUUGUUACUGUUGUUUGUGGUUCUCUUUAUAAAGAUAUCCUGUAUUUUUUUAAUAAAUGUAUAUACUUUUUCUACAAAACUAUCUUGUUUAUUUUUCCCAAUGCACUAUGCAAGCAUUAUAAAUAUUACCAGCAUUACAAGCAGUACAAACCCGCUGUUUGAACAUUUCACCAAUAUAAAGUAACUAAGUGACAUUUAAGAGAUUCAUACCAAUAGGUAACAGUUUGGGUAAAUAGACACAUGCUGCUGCCGGGAAUCGAACCAGGUACCCUUGGAUCCACAGCUGCUUAUGCCAUACUCAAACAAAGUCUAUUUUUGGUCAUAUUACUCUAAUUAAUACGAUAACCUACGCAUCCUACAACAUCUGACAGGCAACAGGUUCAGUUUCAAUUCCCUGUUCUUUCCAUUUCCUCUCUUUUUCCUCUCUCUUUUCUUCCCCUCUUCUUC